UGGUUGGUAGCGUUUUGUUCCCACCGAAUAUGAUCUGGCCCUGGUGAUACCAUCGUCCCCUCCCCCAGCCUCCACCCCGUGGCUCCGAUUGCCGACUUCCGGACAUCCUGGAACUUAAAGUCGGCGAUCAGUACCUGCAUUAUACGCACGGAAGCAUUUGCCGACUCCCGGUCGGCCGAGUAAUUGAACUCGGUGAGCGGUUCCAGCGUUGGAUGCGCUCGUGCGGGUGUUCCCUUCCUCGCCUCCUCUUCUGCGAUGACACCCGUAUCUCCGGUCGCUGGCGCCGACAUCAACGCCGGCGUUGCCGCGCCCCACCCUGUCCGUCCGUACUUCCAUCCAUGCUUGCCGGUUGGCAUGGGAGCCGCUGACGAAGAUCUUGAUUCCUGGGAGAUUAGAUAUAUGUUCAAAGCUUAUUGUGGAAAGCGAACCCACCAGCGUCAACGGUCAUCUACGGCUGCCCAAGCUCUUGGUAUCUCCGGAGAGGGGGUUGGUAGGCUGGAUUUUCGCUCUGUUUGCGCCAUCGGGGCCGAUCGGACGGAGAGAGGGGUACCCCGAGCUUGCUUGGACAACAGUCCUCACAACCUCGAAAUAUGUUUCGAAUUUAUUAUAUUGUUUUAAAGAUUUCCUUUUCCCCUUGAAGAUUCCGAUUUCUAUGCCUUUCUUUAUGAUUCUCAAACAAACGGUUCUUAGUUUUUCUGAAUUUUUCGGUCGUCGAUCUGUAGGUGGAUGUUGUUAUAAUUGGAGAAUUUGUAUUUAACUUUUUUUUUCCUGUCAUAGUUUUAUUUUUCUUUAAUGGUGUCUCUAGUCACUCUGGAAUAAAUUCUCUCUUUUCCUGUUGAGUGAUAGGGGAUUUCGACGAGCUUAGAGAUGCUAGGGUAUUGUUUCUGUCCUCUUAUGUGGACAUAACUUUGUGUUUUAGUCUCUGUCGCUCUUAUAUAUAUAUAUAUAUGAGGAUGAUUUGAGGGUCUGGCAUUAGACUGGUUUAUUUCAUAAGUGAAGUUUCUUCUUUUAUGUUUGUGUCUGACAUUUUCUGGUAUGGAACGUGAACUGUUUAAUCUGAGUCGAUCAAAUGAUUAAUUUGUUGUAUGAAUAUUUUAAUUUUGCUUAUAUGGCCAUGUGGUAGGAAAUGUAAUGAAACCAACCAAAAUGGACUAUCAUAUAUGAAACCCAUGGUGUCUUUUGCAGGUAUAGUUUACAACCUAGUCAGGUUUUCAGCACAUUCCUCAAUAAUCUUGAUACGCUCCAUUGGUUGUUAAUUCAUCAUCAUACCCUUCAAGGGGAGCCUCUGUUGUUAGUAUACAUCAAAGAACUUGAGAAUGCUCGAGUCUCUCAGUGGAGCAGCCUUUACCUGCUGAGGCAACGGGAAUGGUUGCUUGCUCGAAGAUUUAAAGCGUAAAUGAGUUGAGGAAACCUUUAACCGAUGAGGAGACAUAUAGUACCUUUUUCAGUUCUCUUGACCAGAUGGAGACAGAGGAGCGUUCAAUGCCAUGCUGUCACCAUUCAUCCCUUCAUAUUGAGUUGUCAAUGCGGUGGUAAACAUUCAUCCCUUUAUAUUCAGUUGUCAGUGAGGCGGUGUCAUUCAUCUAUUCAAUUUGGUUUCCAUCCUUAUCAACUUCUGCAAUGGAGAAAUCCUUUUCUCUUCUUCCCUUCUACCUCCUUUAUCUUCUCUGCUGCAUCUCUUCGUUCCAUAUUAAGUUGGUUAGUGCCUUUGGAAAUGUUGAUGGAUCGGAGCAGUGGGGCUAUGUUCAAGUCCGCCCGAAAGCCCACAUGUUCUGGUGGCUUUACCGGAGUCCACAAAGAGUUGACAAUGCUUCAACUCCAUGGCCUACAGUACUCUGGCUGCAGGGUGGACCUGGAGGGUCAGGUGUUGGGAUUGGGAACUUCCAAGAGAUCGGGCUGUUGGAUACCAGUCUAAAGCCACGAAAUUCGACAUGGCUGCAAAAAGAAGAUCUCCUUUUUGUGGACAACCCAGUUGGGACUGGAUACAGUUUUGUAGAGGAUGAAAAGCUUCUGGUGAAGACUGAUUGGGAGGCAGCCACUGACUUAACUACCCUUCUCAAGAAGCUCUACAAUGAGAAUGAGAGCUUACAAAGAAGCCCGCUCUUCAUUGUGGCUGAGUCUUAUGGAGGAAAAUUUGCUGUGACUCUUGGUUUAUCGGUUGUCAAAGCCAUUAAGGCUGGAACAUUGAAACUUAAACUUGGAGGCGUUGUUUUGGGAGAUAGCUGGAUUUCACCAGAAGAUUUCAUCUUCUCAUGGGGACCUCUGCUUUUGGAUGUCUCGAGGCUCGGUAUCAAUGAUGCAAACAGAUCAAACAGUGUGGCUGAAGGGAUUGGACGACAAUUAGCGAAAGGGCAGUAUUAUGAGGCUACAAUAACAUGCCAAGAUCUGCAGAAUCAGAUUCUCAGGGAUAGUCAUGGUGUCGAUUUUUAUAAUUUCUUGCGGGAUGCUGGAAGUUACCCUAUCUCUGGGAUGGCAGUGGCAUUAUCAGACAAAAUAGACAUGAAGAAGGGUUACUCGAUGUAUCUCAGCUCCAAUGCUUCCUCUGUUGAUCUUGCUAGUCUCAUGAAUGGUGUAAUUAAGGAGAAGAUAAAGAUUAUCCCCAAGAAUGUAAGUUGGGGUGGGCAGUCCGAUUCAGUCUUUAAUGCUUUGAUGAAUGAGUACAUGAAACCCAGGAUCAAUGAGGUUGAUCAGCUUCUAUCCCUGGGAGUCAAUGUCACUAUCUAUAAUGGACAACUAUGUAUUCCAUUUCUUGAUCUGAUUUGUGCAACCAAGGGCACUCUAGCAUGGGUUCAGAAGCUCAAAUGGGAGGGGCUAGAAUACUUCACCACUUCUGGUCGAUAUGCUUUGUACUGUGAUAAUAAUGAAGAUACCAAGGCCUACAUCGAAUCUUAUCAGAACUUACGUUUCUACUGGAUCUUGGGAGCAGGACAUUUUGUACCGUUGGACCAGCCUUGCAUGGCAUUGAAGAUGCUAGGUGAUAUUACUCAAUCUCCUGCGGCUUCUUCCUCCUAUAUGAAAGACAUAAACGAAGAAACCCGUUGUUAAAAUAGUAAUAGUGGCUUGCAUAAAACUGGCUCCUGCCCCGUAGCAAUUCCACAUGUUAGGAUUGAAAAGCAAAGGCCGGAGUUAGAGUGGAAAUACUUCGGCUAUGGAGGAGUCUCUGUUUGUAUAUUGCUAGAUAAGUAUCAAAAAUAAAAUAGAAUACGAUAAACUUUUGGUGCUCUAAUGUUGCGUCCAUUGUAAUGCUGAUUUCUUGUCAUCGGUCGCAUAGUCUGAAAUUACUUGGUUGGAAUUUUUUUUCCUUUUCUUUUAGCCUCUUAUUGUUUUGUUAGUACUUUUAGUUUGGUGGAGCAUAUCAAUAAUUCAUAGAUC
Elaeis guineensis (African oil palm) is the source of this 3372-nucleotide messenger RNA. The record is from RefSeq and is a predicted model, not a curated record. NCBI's taxonomy places the organism in Eukaryota, Viridiplantae, Streptophyta, Magnoliopsida, Arecales, Arecaceae.